Molecule: messenger RNA, 3847 nt
Organism: Mugil cephalus (flathead mullet)
Lineage: Eukaryota; Metazoa; Chordata; Actinopteri; Mugiliformes; Mugilidae
Product: glutamine-rich protein 2
Exons: 20
Coding region: 542-3571 (1009 amino acids)
Source: RefSeq, a predicted model, not a curated record
CGUCAAGGUAGAGGGACUGAUAAAUACCACAUCCGUUUGCUGUCUACAAAAUAAAAGCACGCCUGCCGGACAUUAAUCCAAACAGCUGUAUUGUGACAUCGUGCGGUGUGUACGCACAUUAAGCUCUCGGGAAUAGAACCAGCUAAAUUGUUUGCAUUCCUAUUAAACGCAACUGUCCUUUAAAAUGUUGCGGUUGGCUUUGGUUUUAACGUUUACUGUGAAGAUCAGGUUUGUAUUUCCGGUGAAUGCGUGUAGCUUGACGUCUGGAGGUUGCUAUUUUCUCUUGAACAUUGACCACAUUCUUCGAACAACCUCCGAGAUUACCGCUGCCCGCCGGUGGGACGAUGCACCCGGUCACUGCGUAACCACCGCUAGAAAAAAAUAAUUUAAAAUGUAUUCUUGUACUUCACGAAGUAUUUUUUUCUUUAGCUUGUUAUCAAAACACGAGUCACCAGUAAAUAAAACCUCGAAGUAACUGGGAGAGUUUUUAAAAACGUAGCUAACUUUUAUUUAACGGCUGUCGUGUCGCACACAAACAAACAUGUCGGAGGGAAACAUCAGCUUGUGCGACUUGUUGAAUUUGUCCAUCGGGUCGCCCCAGAGGGGGUCCGUCAACUUCAGCGCCCUUCACGCGUUGCUCCUCGCCGUGCUGAAGCAGCUGAACAUCCGGGAGGUGAGGACCCCGUGGAGAGACUCCCCUCUGGAUGACAGACCCACCAGGGCUCUGGAGGGCGGCCCCGCCGACACGGAGGAAGACCGGCUCACGGAGGAGGAACAGCGGGACGUCUCCGCCUUGGUGGUGGUUCAGCCCGGAACUGAGCUGCAGGAUGAGCUGCGGGCGGCCUCUCCCACGUCCGCGACCCCGACCCCGGACACCGGCCCCGCGGCGGAUGACCAGUCCAAGCUCCGGUCCCGGAUCCAGACCUGCGAGGACAACUUGUCCAAGGCCAUGGAGCUCAUACAGCAGCUGCACGGCGGGAAAGACAAUCUGAAGGAUGGGAUCGAGCUCGGACCUCAACAGCAGGUCCUCGGUGCUCAGGUGGAGACUGCUGCAGUGGAGAAGUGCUGCCACCGUGUGGACGCCUUGGAGGACACCGUGAGGUCUCUGACGGACAUGCUUCAGAAGUAUCCGGAUCCAGAGGAACUGAGUCAGUGUGUGACCUGGGACAUCAUGCAGUCGGCUCUGCUGAGCGAGAGAGAGAACAUCCAAAAGGAGCUUGUAAAUUCAGGUGUUGUCGACUGGCCCAAGGAGAUCAAACCCACAAGCACGCCUUCCUCCUCCCCCCCUCCGGCCGACUACGCCGUCAGAUCAACGGCGCCGAGUUCCCCAACGUUUUCUGGAGACGUGUCCACACUCGACGAGGCGGCGGACCCCUCAGAGACCCCCCCUUCCCACCCGCCACUGCCGCCCACACAAAGCGGAGGCCCGGCCGACGCCGCGACGUCCCAGCCUCGAAAGGCUCACCGCUCGGACCGGUACCCGGAGGCUCUGGAGGCGCUGAGGAACAUCAGCAAACUGCAGGACAGGUUCAGCCAGAUGGAGGCGCGUGUGGCGGUGUUGGAGAAAGAAAAGGUGGACCAAAGUCAGCUGGCUCGCCUCAAAGAGCAAGUCCCCAGCAAGGGUUCACGGGACGCGUCCAAUAAAGUGAUGGAACAGCUGAACCAGCAGAGGGCUUUAAUAGACAGUCUGAUGAGCGACCGGGAAAAGCUGGACGGCUUGGAGGAGAUGGUUAUGAACCUGUCAGUCCAAGAAAGGGAAACAACCUCGGAGGCAGCUUCCGAAAGUGUCAAUUCAGACAGCAAAGGCUUUCAUGAGCUCAAACAGCAAGUGACGUACCUCAGGAAGUCCGUGCAAAAGCUGGAAGAGAACGUGAAGCAGCUGAGGACUAAACAGGCUCAGAGUGAGGAGAGAACAGCAGACCAACACCUACAAGAUCAGCUGGACGACCUGCGGGGCAUGUUGGAGGACAUGAUGCUGUCCCUGACCUCUCAGCUGUCCAGCAGCCACCAGGAGGACGGGGAUGGAGAGCAGGAAGAGAGCGAUGGCGGUGGCCUCGGCCUCAGUCAGGGCGCAGAGAGAUCAGCUUUCACGGUCAGGGCGGUAAACAUCGGCAGGAACCUCAGCCUCCUGUUCCAGCACUACGAGCAGCUGCAGGACACCGUGAACAGCCUGAUCCAGCAGCAGCAGCAGACUGAAGGCAGAGCAGGGCCGCUGAAGGACAGUGAGGAGAAUGUGGAGCUGGUGAACGAUGUGCAGAGAGCGAUCCUGCAGCUUCAGGCCGACUGCGAAAAGCUGCAUGCGACCACCAGGUUUCUGCACGAAGACAACAAACAGAAACAGAGUGACAUCGAGGAGCUGUACAAGACGACCGAGGAGCUGGAGGUUAAAAAGGCCGACAAGCGCAUGGUUGAAAGUGAAAUUAAAGCAGAUAAAUCUGCUCUGGAGAGCAAAGUGAGCCGCAUGCAGUUUGACUCAGCGACCGAGCAGCUGAACUCCAUGUUUCACGAGCUGCUGAACAAAGUGACGGGUCAGGAGCAGGACUGGCACAAAGUCAUCGACAGGCUCUCCACCGAGAUGGAGUGUAAGUUGAACAGGAUCGAGUUGGACUCUGUGAAGAAGCAGCUGGAGGAUCGUUGGAAGAACAUCCACAAGAAGCUUCAGGCUCAGGGAGCUCCAGACCCCGAGGACGCUGCUGGCAUCAGAAAACAACUGGUGGACAGAUUUCACUGCCUCUCCUGUGACCGGCCUGUUGUCAAGCACACCCCUGGACCGCAGUUGGUGACUCUUCCCUCCACGCCGGCGUUUCCAUCGCACAAGUCCAUCAGGCCGUUCACGGUUUACGCUCUGGAGCAGUUGCGUCAGCACUACAGGAAGCUGAAACCAGGCACCAGCCGCUACAACUUUGAGGUAGCUAACUCUGGCAGGAGUAGGGAGCAGCUGCAGAGGAGCCACGCUGUGAUGUGCAGAAAGAUAGAGAGUUUAGAGAGGCAGAGGAGGCUGAAGCGCUGUGAGCAGAACCAGGCGCCAGCAGACGUCCAGCACGAGCGAAUGUCUGAGCUGACGGACUACGGCUACCCGGUCCUGUCGCGGAGCUGCGGGGGGAGUCACACCAACACCUCGGUCACCCAGCGGCGCAGCGGCCUGCAGCACACGAAGCAACACGCCGAGGUGGACGGAGUGAUUCAGUCUGAGGAGGUUGACAUCGUCGGACUUGACGGCCAUAUUUACAAAGGUCGCCUGAACGUCCCGACGGUCAAGAGCACAGAAACUAAACUACCUACGAUCUCUACCAAAGACGGCAUGUGUAAGACUAAGGACAAGGCAAAGUGCCCGUCGUCGUACAGACCGGCUGCUUCUCCGGAGAUGGGUCACAACUCGCCGCUUCCCUACGCCCACAGUGCCAAGAGCGCCCAGUGCAGCCGCUCAGCCUCCAGCUGCUCCGGUCGAGACUGGCCUGUGUCGGCUCUGGGCUGCACGUCUCAGAGCUCCGUAACUCCGGGUUCAGCAGCAGCAGCAGCAGCAGCAGAUGGCAACACAGAGCACCAGAGCGACGACCGCUUCAACCUGUAGGGGGCGACGCCGAACUCUUCUGUGUUUCGGUUUGUAAUGAACUGCAGAGAGAAGGUUUCCUGUCUGAGGUAAACCUUCUACGUGAACCAUACGUCCCGUAAAUCGACUGUCGCACUGUGACGGGGCUUUUUAAACGUUGUUGUCGUCAUUUCUAAUUAUAACAGUUAAUAAACUUGAGUGGUGAAAUUCUCACUUCCAUCUGCUCCAGAGGAUUUUGCUGAUUACAGAGCAAACGUGAAACAACAAACUUAAUAAAAAGCUUUAUAUCAAAGUUAA